UUGCAGUUUUUACAACUAAUUGAAAUUGUGAUUAUAACGGAUUUCGAGGGCGUAGAGUGCAGCUGUCAACUUGUGUUUUUACUUGGAAUACUAAACUAUUGACAGUUACUAAUGUUCAGAGAGAGCUGAAGCUGAGAACGCACAGGAACUUAAGAUGGGAGGCAGAAGAUAAUACAAGCCACUGUAUGCAGAUGUGAUCUAUGAGGCAACACUAUGUCACAUAGCAGUGGUGGGGCACUAGGUGGGUACCAUGGCAGGUCAUCCACGGCAACACCUGCAGAAACCACCCUUCCUUCAUCAGCUGAACAAUCUGCCACCCUACUGUCCACCUUUACAAAAGAUGGCACCCCACCUUGUUCAGUAUCAAAAGAUCACACCCUGCCAUCACACACAAAAAGCAAUACCAUACCUUCAUCUGGAGAGAAAACUGGACGUUUUCCAAUGUCAAAAACAGAUAAUACUCAUCAAAUGUCUUGCCAAAAUGUUCCUGGCCAGUCAAAUGCUUGUGACACACUUUCUAGCACCAAUUUCUUAACAGGAAGUGAAAAUCACCUGUAUGUUAAACACAAAAUAGCUGACUCAUCAAAACACAAUCAAAAUAGUGGCACAAAACCCGACUGGGUAGAGGGAAGUGGUUGUUCUCAAAAGGUUGAAGUUGGGGUCGAUAGUGGUAAGAAAGACUACAAGCCAGAGAGUGGAACAGCAACAACAGACAGAGGUGUGGAAAAGUUAGCACCAUCUGAACUGGAGCUUCUGGCCAAAAUGGAAGAGGCAAACAGGCAGAUAGGUUUGAGCCCCGCGUCUGUGAUCACUAGCAGCCCAACUGAGCUUGAAUUGCUGGCAAAGUUGGAUCAGGCAAACAGAUUGCUUGAAGCUGACAGCCGUUCAUGUCUGAAGGGUCAAGGUCUCUCAAGGGCAAGCUCAACAACAGGGGCCGGGGGUCAUUCAAGAACGGGGUCAGGGACCAGCCAAGUGUCCUUGACCUCCCAGCCUGAGGAUAUAAAUAGUCAGUCACAGAGCAACCUAUGGGAAAUCUGGGGAAAACUUGUCAAUGACUGGGCAAGUGCCAAAAAGAAACCUGCUUUCAUUAAGCAACUUGUGCGCAAGGGGAUCCCGCACCCGUUCCGGGGUCUGGCCUGGCAGCUGCUGCUGGACGUGAACACAUCGCCCAUGAAGGAGCAGUAUGUGGAGUACCUGAAACAGAGGUCCCCCAGCGAGAAGAUGAUACGCCGAGACAUCGCACGCACCUUCCCCGAGCACGACUUCUUCAAGGAGAAGAACGGGCUUGGGCAGGAGAGCUUGUUCCAUGUCAUGAAGGCGUACUCGCUACAUGACCGUGAGGUUGGAUACUGCCAGGGAAGUGGCUUCAUUGUGGGUCUGCUCCUGAUGCAGAUGCCAGAGGAAGAGGCGUUUGCGGUGCUAGUCAAGCUGAUGCAGGAGUACAGACUGAGAGAGCUGUUCAAGCCAAGUAUGGCAGAGCUGGGUAUCUGCAUGUACAAGCUGGAGUGUCUCAUACAGGAGCUACUACCAGACCUAUACACACACUUCCAGACUCAGUGUUUUCACACCUCCAUGUACGCGUCACCGUGGUUUCUCACUUUGUUUGCUACUUCUGCGCCACUGUCUGUGGCUUGUAGGAUUAUGGAUCUAUUUAUUUCUGAGGGCAUGGAUGCAAUAUUCCGUCUGGGCAUAGCCAUACUGCAGUCUAGUCAACACGAGCUGCUGUCCAUGGACAUGGAGUGCAUGCUGCAGUACUUCCAGCGGGAGACCUCGGGCAAGUUUGAGCGUGACGAGGACACGCUCUUCAACAUGGCCUAUCAGGUCCGUCUCAGCCCUAAGAAGCUGAAAAGAUUAGAAAAAGAGUAUACAGCGUUGAAGAGCAAGGAAAGUGAAGAUCAAAUUGAGCUGAGGAGAUUACGAACUGAAAACAGACUUUUAAGACAAAGAAUCGACAACUUGGAAAAGGAGUCCGCGACGCUGGCCGACCGGCUGAUCCAAUAUCAACUGACACGUGCCCAGGAGGCAGAGGAAACGUACGCCCUAAAAAAUGAGCUCUCACUGACCAAACAGAAGUACGCGAACACACAGAAACAGCUGAAAGAGGCCGAGUCACUACUUGGCGACAUCAAAGAACGGACGGACAGUAUCCACUCAGCCUCGUCCCUGGAUGAUGGAGAGGCCCAGGUGGUGAUCCAGUCUCUACAGGAGGAGCUGAUCACUGUGCGACUGAGGGAGGCCGAGAACAUGACUGUCCUCAAGAACCUCCGCAACAAGAUACAGGAGCUGGAGCAGAUGAAUCAGCGCCUUCAGCAGGCGCCUAGCAAUGAUGUGCAGUGCCUGCAGGAGGAGUUGAUAGCCGUCAAACUGAGGGAGGCGGAGGCAAACCUGUCCCUGAAGGAGAUGAGACAGAAAAUAGGGGACCUGGACACCAGCUGGCAGCGCCACUUGUCAAGCUUGGAUUCAGGCUCUGCCGAUAGCAAAAACAGCAAGAGUGAGCUCAAAUCUGAGCUCAAGAGAGCCCAGGAAGAGCUGAUGACGACCAAGAUCAGAGAGGCCAGUGCCCUGUCCCACCAUAAAGACGCAAAACAGAAAAUCAUGGAGCUAGAAACAUCGAACCAGAUUUGCACCAAUCAGAUCCGCCGUAUGGAUGAGGAGAACAAGGGUUUGAAGUCUCAGCUGGCUGCCCAUCAGAAGCAGGUGGAGGAGGCUGACAAACAGACCAAGAAUCUGCUGAGGAAAAUGGACGACCUGGAGUCAAAGCACAAAGAAGAGCUGAUGAUGGCGCGUAUUCGGGAUGCAGAAAGUGACCAGACCAUUGGUGAACUCAAGCAGAGGAUUGCCCAGAUGGAGAUACAGCGGGAGGAGGUUCUGGCUGCUGACCAGCUUGAAUCCAAGGGAGGCAAGCAGGAGCUGGAGAACACCAUCUUUGAUCUUCAGGAGGAGGUCAUGCAGCUAAAAAUGUCUGCUAGUCCCAAAACUCCGAAUACCUCUGCUUCCUCUCACAACUCGAGCGUUUCCAGUAAACUUGCAAGCAACAUUUAUGACUUCAAUGACAACGAUGAUGAAGACGAUGAAGAUUUGGAAGACCCAGAGAGUCUGAACCGAACACUGUCAGAAAUCAUCGAGGGAAAGCGUAGUACUAAUAGUCUGAUAGCAAUUCUGAACCGAGAAAACUCUGACUGUGAUUCAGUUAGUAUACAGUCCAGUGGUUCUGAUAACUCCAGUCCUGGGAGUAAAUUAGUAAAGCAAUACUCAUUCAAGAGUGCAAAGUCUUCGCUCAGUGUAAACAAUGCAACAAACGAUGCAACAAACAUAACUUCUGGUGGCUGUGAUAAUGAGAACUCAAGGGACAGUACUCAGACUGAUGUUGUUAGUGCAAUAAACCAGUCUACAGGAAGUCAUGGGCUUUCACAGACUGGUCCUGAGGGUGUGGGUAGUGAGUCAAGAGAGAGUAGUGCAAUUGCGGUAAACCAGUCCAACAAUGACUCAGCAUUACAAAGCAAUAGGGAUUAUACCUCGUUAAUUGAUGCCAAUGACAAUGUUCAUAAAAAUGGUGCAAAAAUAGACACAAUUGAUGGCACGGGACAGAUGAGCAAAAAGACAGCAGUUUCUUAGUAGAAAUUGUACAAUUGAAGAUAUUAUGUUAUUUUUGUUGUUGUGUUGUUUAUUUAUUUGUAUACUAAAUAGGUUCGUAUUGUUUAUUUUCGAGCAAUGUCUUGUUCAACAAGAAUUAAAAAAAUAAAAUAUUUUAUAUAACUGAAUAUGACAUUUGAAGUUUUCCAUAAAAGCAUGAACUAUGAACAAAUAAUAGGUUUAGCAGGUUUUUAAACAAUCUAAAACAAGAUUUUGUAACACUUAAAGUAUUAUUGUACUCUCAUUUUACCCCUAAUGAAGAUGGUGUGAUGUAUUAUGGUAAUCUGAAAGUGUGGUUAAGUAAGUAAAUCUGUCAAUGAAAUGUUUUUCACUUUUUCAACAGUUUUAUCUCAAAUUCUAAGAAAAAUUGUGCUGGUAUAAUAUCACACUAAAUUAGUCUCAUCAUCCUCAAAUUCAAUAUACAUGUAGUAACUGGCUUACUGCCCAUUAUUAAUUUGAAAACAGUUCUUUCUGUAGAGUCCAUUAGCUUAUCUGUUGUUUGGACCUAGGAUUUCUAGUUUAAAGCUACAUCUGCUGAAUUACCUUGCUUUUCUAUUUUUAAUCAGAUUUCAUGUGGUAGUCUGCUAAAAAGGUUUUACUAAUGUGUUUUUUAUGGUAUUUGUUGUUAUUGGUGUUUUACAAUCAAAUUGUUUUAAAACAACCUUAGCGUUCUUGUGCACAUUUUACCAUUUAAUUUAAAGUUCAUAUUUGCGACAGUAGAAAUAAAUGAAUAACAACUCGAAACUGUUAACCAAAAUUGUGCCCUUUUUUUUUAUUUCUCAUUUACCAUUAUCAUAAAAUUUACAUUUUUAACCACCUUUUACUUACAAGCAUUGAAUAUGUUUGCAUUGUCAAUGAAUGUGAUAUGUUUUCCAUGUUAAAUCAGAUUCCAGUCACUUAAGUUAUGCAAACUGCAGUGGAUAUGUGAUUAUAAAUGUAUUUUGUUUGUAAAUAAGCUGUGCUCUAGGAAAUGCGGCUUUAUUCAGAUGCAUUAAAGGAAGUCCUGGAUAAGCCUGGGAAGUGUGCGCAGGCUAAUCAGUAAUAAUACCUUCUGCUUUUAUCGACUUUUUUGUUUCAAAUUCCUUCUAAACAUGUGUUUGAAAGAAUGCUCUUAUUAAUUAAAAUCCAGUCAAGGCGGAAAGUGUUGUCCCUGAUUAGCCUGUGAAGACUGCACAGGCUAAUCUGGGAAGACACUUUACACACAAGCAUUAAGCCUUGUUUUCCCAGAGAACGGCCCCUAUUAAUUUCCAGCUGUUUUUAUGCCCCCGGAUCGAAUGAUCAAGGGUUAUAUUGUUUUUGGCCUGUCUGUCUGUCUGUCUGUCAUUGUAAGUACGUGUCUGUCUGUCUGUCUCAAAGCUUUAACCUUGGUCAUAACUUUUUCAAUAUUGAAGAUAGCAACUUGAUAUUUGGCAUGCAUGUGUAUCUCAUGGAGCUGCACAUUUUGAGUGGUGAAAGGUCAAGGUCAUCCUUCAAGGUCAAAGGUCAAAUAUAUGGCUUCAAAGCUGGGCAGUAGGGGGGAUUGUGUUUCACCAAACACAGCUCUUGUUACAGCUUAGUUUUGUUUCCUCAAAUUCUCUUAAAGUUGUUCGCAAAUUGUCAAUGAAAAUUAAAGUAAUACACAAUAUAAAUUGUAGUCCAAUGUAUAUUGUAUAUUUUGUGAUCAGUACUAUUUUGUAAGGAUUUGUUGUCAUGUUGGAAUGCAAUAUAUACAAAUUAUGUCUGUUUCAAGACAACAAAGUUCAUCUCUUAAAUGACACUUAAUAUUAACAUGUGAUAAUAAUAUUGAUAUUGUUUAAAGCCAGUAUGUGCUUCUUCUCAAGUAAUGGCAUUCUGACUGGUUGUGCAAUGUUUUGGUGCAUACCUUUUUCAUUCUUACUGUUAUAUGGCCGAGUGAUUAAGUUGAAAACCUGGUACCACGAUGAUGAACAUUUUAAAAACCUAGUUUUUCUCUUGCUCAUAAAUAAAUAACCCUUGGUAAUCAAUCCAAAAAUGCUUCAAGCAUCUUGAUUGGUCAAUAACUUAGGUCCAUACUUUGUUCAAGAUUUAGUUCAAAAGUGUUCUUUUUGUAAAACACUUGGUAUUGAAAUACUAUUUUAUACGGUAAUGUCAACAAUAGUAGUGUUAAAGAUCCUUUUUUUAGAAACACAGCUCUAGAUUUAAUUCUUUUGUGUUAUUUUAAAUAUUGUACACAAGAUUUUCCCUUUGACUACAAUACAGCAAUUUUACCUUGAAUGUUUUUAUGAAAGUGUAAAGUAAGUUGUGCUCUCGGGAAAAAAAAGUGAUUAAUGCAUAAUGCAUGUGCUUAAAGGGUCAAAAAGAUUCGCCUGUUCAGUCAGCGCAGGCUUAUCAGGGAUGGCAAUUUCAGCUUUUACGUAAAAAAAAUUCAAAAGAAGUCUGUUCCAAACCAAAAUCCAUUCUGGGCAGAGAGAGUCAUCCCUGAUUAGCCUGUGCUGACUGCACAGGCUAAUCCAGGCCAACACUUCACUCACAUGCAUUAAGCCCCGUUUUCCCAGAGUGAUGCUAUAUGCAAAGUGUUUGGCUUUGAAAUGCUCAGAAACUGGUUAAGCAAAGGUACUAGUAUGUAGUUGUUAUCACUCAGUCUUGAUUCUACGAUAAGGGCGCCUUAGGUUGUCUUCCAAACUGUUGUUAUGUGUCUUAAAUAAAUAAAUAUUAUAUUGCCAAUUUGUAUGUAUGUGCCAGCCUGAGGAUUUAAAACUGAUUAUUGAAACCAAUAGUAUUUUUAAUCCUUUUAUGUACCGUGCUUCUUAGAAGUUAAAACAUUUGUUGAACAUGUUUAUCAAAUCUGUAAUGAGACUGAAAGUGUUUUUCAAUAACCAAAAUUAAAAACAAAUUGUAAUUUGUGUUAAGCAUAUUUUUGUUUGUUCUCUAGAAUUUCGUCAUAAAAUUAUUCUUAAUUUGAUUAGAAGACCUGUACAACGAACACGUGAUGAUCCAAAUUACAGUAUUGUGUGUCAAAAUUGUGCUAUUGUUUAUGAAAAGCAGAUUACACUAUGAUCCAUUGGUCUUGGCAAAAGUAAUAUAAUGGUAUAGUGCAAUACAUCUUAUUUUACAAAUAAAUGCAAUCUGGUAUGUCAGUGUCAAACAAUACGCAUAUAUGUAUGAAUGGAUUAUCUGUUGAAAAUAAUACUUGCAAGUCAAGAAUGUUUGCAUGAUUGUGUUUUUAUUAUGUUGGUAGUGAAUAUUUCAAUUGUUAAAUUAUGUUUGUAAAGGCUAUGAAUAUUUUCAACAUUUGCAAUCAAAUGGGCUUAAUAAACCAUUGAAAAAAAUCUGUGUGACCUAAAAUACUUUGGAUGCAUAUUAUUUUGCAAAGAAAUAAUUUGAAAAAUCAUUAUCUAGUUAUCAAUACUAGUUAUCAACAUCCUGGGGUUUAAAGUUUGUUUUUUUAAAGCUUGAGAUAUUUCAACACAACAAGAUACAAUAAACAACUAUCGUAAUGGUUUUCCAAUUCAUGACCAUAUUAUUUAUGAUUAAGUCUGUAAUGCACAAAUUUGCAAGGCAUUGCAAACAUUUACAAUUUAUCCAUUGAUAAUCUUAAAAUGACCUUCAAAUAUUAAUGAAUUUUAAGAAUUUCGGCUCAAGUGGUUAAGGUGAGAUGUCUUGCUGGGCGUAAACUUUAAGCUCUUUACCACUCUAGGGAUCACAUUUUCAUCCAAUUUGUAUGAAAAUUGUUCAGCAUCUUUAUUUGGACAAUGUCUAGGUCAAGUUUGAAUCUGGGUCAUGUGCAUUCAGAAACAAGGUCAAUGGUUCAAAUCUUUAAAAAAACAACUUGAAACACUCUUGAAAAAAACAUUUAUGACUCUGUCUUGAUGAAAAUUUGUCAGAACUUUUAUCUUGAAAUUAUGAACCUGGAUCAAGUGGGGUCAAAAACAAGAUCACAAUUUCAAGUCUGCAACAAUUGGUAUCCUUGAACUCAGACAGCACUUAACCCUUUCCCACUAAGAAACGCAUUUUGACGCAUUUGUAGUCCCUUAGAAAGUUGAAUUUAAUUCAAGACCUUUCUUACUAUAUUUCAGUUUUAAUUGUUUCAUUUCCAGCCCUUAGAUACUGAUGAGCAGCAAACGGCAUAAAACCUGAACAGACUGUGAGUUACUCGCAGGCUGUUCUGAUUUUAUGCUGUUUUCACAUAGACAUUUUCACUGUGCCUCUGAGUGGGAAAGGGUUAAGUACCAUCAUGGUUCUCUUGUUUCUUGUUUAUUAAUACUCUGUUGUUUGUAAACCGAAUCCUUCAGUGCCAAACUGAACCAACAGAAAAUGCUUAUUUUCUCUCAAAGUUGUAUAAUUUUCUUAUAAAAAAUAUAUAUUUAUGUUAUAAUAUGUGUUUACUGAUUAUAGAAAUAAAAAUGCACCAUAC
Molecule: messenger RNA, 8005 nt
Organism: Dreissena polymorpha
Lineage: Eukaryota; Metazoa; Mollusca; Bivalvia; Myida; Dreissenidae
Product: ecotropic viral integration site 5 ortholog-like
Exons: 21
Coding region: 214-3615 (1133 amino acids)
Source: RefSeq, a predicted model, not a curated record